This is a messenger RNA of Pseudonaja textilis, 883 nucleotides long. The record is from RefSeq and is a predicted model, not a curated record. NCBI's taxonomy places the organism in Eukaryota, Metazoa, Chordata, Lepidosauria, Squamata, Elapidae.
UCAAAAUAUUUCAUUCUUCUAGGAGAGGCGUGGGUGGGUGCUGGCUUUCUAUAAGUGCAUCUAAUUUUGGCCACCACGAUAUUAAAAAAAAAAAGAUGUUGAGACUCUGGAAAAGAGUGCUAAGAAGUUUUUAAGCGUUUCUUUCAAAUAUCUCUGUCCCUCACGGUCAAGAUGCAGUGGUUCCUGUCCCUUCUCACGUUCCUGCUACCUGGGCUCAUCGUCCCUGCAAGUUCCGCUUGGACCAGCGAAGCGGAGCCCAUCAAGCGCCUGUAUGCCCGGCUCGGGGCCGCCACCGUGGUCUUGCCUUGCCCCGUCCCUGACGGGGGGUCCCAGGUGGUAUGGAAAAACCACGUGACCCCGGAGAGCGUUUUGAACGGGGUGCAGAAAGACGGCAGCCUCAUCUUGCGGAAUGCCAGUUCGGCCCAGGAAGGGGAAUACAUCUGCCAGGAUGCCGGCACUGGGCAGACCCUGGGAAGGAUUCACCUCCAGCUGGGCUAUCCUCCUGAGAAACCAUCGAUCCACUGCAGGUCCAUCAGCUACCCAGUGGUCAAUUGCUCCUGGACUUUGGAAACGGACACCCUCCUGCCUACCUCUUUCUUUGCCAGCUACAGGUAAAGCAGCAAAGGUGUCGGAGGAUACCUACGUGCCCAGGUGGUUAUUUUUAAAAAAGCCGUAAAGGUCUUAGAAAGGCGCCGAAGAUGGAACUUUUGAGGAAGACUUUGGAGGCCUGAUGAGUUUGGGUUUCUAAUUGUAUUUAUAAUUUUGAUGGAUUGUUUUUGUGUGCUCAUGAGCGGCUGGGAAUCGUUGCAAUUGGGAGGCUAUAUAUUUGAGAAGAGAAGGAGGGAGGGAGGGAGAGAAGGAAGGAAGGAAAGAGAAAAUGAAU